UGAAAAUCAAAGAGGCUAGAAACUGUCACUCGAAGUGGACGUCUUAUUUAAACUGAAUCGUUUAAUAAACCGAGAAAGAUAACACGAUCAUCAUGUCUGUGUAUGUGUUCUACAAUCCGAAAAACAACUGUUACAAGAUCGGACAGAGUGAGAAGGUUGGAAGGAGACUACGCGAAAUUAAAGAACAAUAUCCUGACACGUUUGAAGUCUUGAGAGAAGCUGUUGGAUCGCCUCAAUCAGCUGAAUCUGCAGCCCAAACAAAAGUCAUGAAUGAACUGGGUAUGCGACAAGUUAAUGAUGGUUCGAAUAAAUCUGAUUGGUUCAAAACAUCGCAAAAUGUCUCAAGCAGCGAUGUAAAAGAAACAGUCAUGAAUGCUAUCUCAGCUUACAGAUAGACAAGACAAUGUUAGCAACUCAUAUGUUCACAGAUAAACAACCAACAGCUAUCACAAAUAGAAGCAUGACAAGAUUAUAUUUAUAAAAAUUGGACAUUGAAUUAUUCAAUUUAUGAACAUUCCAUAAUAAUUAUAGUUUAAAUGAAAACAAAAUCAAUCGCAAUACUGCAAGUUGCUUAAAGUAUACAUUUCCCUUUCAAUUUCCAGUGUAUAGGUGCUUGUAUUUUAUGUGUUUGGGGACUGUACAUGAUAAUUCAUAUAAUUCAAUUAUGUGCUGAAUAUGAUGAAAUUAAAUGUUAUCCAAUAUUGUCUGAAUUACCAGAAAUAAAUAAUGUUACUAUAGUAGUAUGUAAUUAAAUAUAGAACAUUCUGAAAUCAUAAUGAAGCAAAAUAUAACAAACAGAUUCUUGAAUUAAAAUCAGUAAAAAAUAGUAUUUGUUACAAAAUGGGACCAAAUGCCAGAAUCAUCAAUUUAUAUCUGAAUGAGUUAUAGUUCUGUCACGUUUGUAAGGCAACAGUGUGGCGGCCAUACCUUCCAAAUUCGAGAGAAAUACACAGCAUAUAUAUAGGGAUUAAGCAGUACAAUGUAGAUUUUCU
Messenger RNA from Owenia fusiformis, 992 nucleotides. NCBI's taxonomy places the organism in Eukaryota, Metazoa, Annelida, Polychaeta, Sabellida, Oweniidae. The record is from the annotation of a GenBank genome assembly.